Rhopalosiphum maidis (corn leaf aphid) is the source of this 5177-nucleotide messenger RNA. RefSeq names its product protein transport protein Sec24D (gene Sec24CD). Gene Ontology annotation, cellular component: COPII vesicle coat; endoplasmic reticulum exit site. Gene Ontology annotation, biological process: COPII-coated vesicle cargo loading; intracellular protein transport; endoplasmic reticulum to Golgi vesicle-mediated transport. NCBI's taxonomy places the organism in Eukaryota, Metazoa, Arthropoda, Insecta, Hemiptera, Aphididae. Gene Ontology annotation, molecular function: SNARE binding; zinc ion binding. The transcript is spliced from 18 exons. The record is from RefSeq and is a predicted model, not a curated record. The coding region runs from base 174 to 4952 and encodes 1592 amino acids.
UCGGCUCAGCCUGACUAGUUGAUGUGUGAUGUUAAGAUUUUGAGUUCUAACUACUGUUUAAGUUAAUUGUAAAUGCCUGAGUGAAAAAAAGUCAACCGUUUAUUGUUGGCAUUUGCCAAUAUUGUUGGAUAUUUUUUAACUGUAUAUAUACUAUUAUUUUAGUUGGACGAGAAAUGAAUAAUUCUCAGUUUGCACAAGAGCGUCCAACACAACAUUAUGGCGCUCCUCCAACAUCACAACAAAACGGUCAACAUAAUACACCAUCGAGCAAUGUACCAUCUUAUAACCAGACUGAAGGACAGUUGAAUGAUCAAUUUUCACAACUGGGAUUUAAUAAUAGACCUUCACUACCACCUGUUCAAAAUAAUACUUUGUCGAGUAAUAUUAGUAACUUUUCAAAUGGACCACAAGUAAAUACUUCGCAAUCAUAUUCACCUGCUGAUUUUAAUAUUGAAUUGACUGGGCCUCCUAAGCAAUUUUCUUCAUCAGUACCUUUCGGAGGAAGUUCCAAUCAAAAUUCUUCAGAUAAUUUUCAAGACAAAACUAAUAAUUCGAUACCACAAUCUGCUUUUCCCGGAAAUAGUAUUCAAUCAAAUAUUCAUGAUGGAAUUAUUAAUCAAGAGUCAAAAGAUUUUAAUAAUGGCACUCCAAAUAAUUUAAGUGAGGCAAUGUAUGGGGAAUCUAAUGAAUUUAGUACAAAUACCUCAAAUUUGGUUUCAAAUCAAAUUGGUUCUGGAUUAAGUUCAUCUCAACCAAUUCAAUCAGCUUUUUCUGUUGUUUCUCCUCAAUCUCGUUUUCAGAGAUCGGAUCCAAGCAAUGUUCAACAACCACAAUUGGUUGAAAAUGUUCCAUCCCAAUCAGAUUUAUCUACACAAAAAUUAGAGUAUCAAUCAAAUUAUCCGCCACAACAAUCAAAAGCGUCACUUCAACAGUCAGAUUUUCUGCCACCGUCCAAUUUAAUAUCUCAGUCAGAUUUUACAAGACAACCUAAUUCAUCACCACAGCAUCCAGGUUUUCCGUCUCAACCCAAUUCAACACUGCAGCAGCCAGGUUUUCCGCCACAACCUAAUUCAACAUCGCAACAACCAGGCUUUCCACCUCAACCCAAUUCAACACUGCAGCAGCCAGGUUUUCCGCCACAACCUAAUUCAAUAUCGCAACAGUCAAAUUUUCCAUCACAACCCAAUUCUACACUGCAGCAACCAGGUUUUCCACCACAACCCAAUUCAAUAUCGCAGAAACCAGGCUUUCCACCUCAAUCUAAUUCAGCUUUGCAGCAGCCAGGUUUUCCGCCACAACCUAAUUCAACAUCGCAACAACCAGGCUUUCCACCUCAACCUAAUUCAGCUUUGCAGCAGCCAGGUUUUCCACCACAACCUAAUUCAAUAUCGCAGAAACCAGGCUUUCCACCUCAACCCAAUUCAACUUUACAUCAACCAGGUUUCCCACCACAGCAACCAGGUUUUCCACCUCAACCCAAUUCAACUUUGCAGCAGCCAGGUUUUCCGCCACAACCUAAUUCAACAUCGCAACAACCAGGCUUUCCACCUCAACCCAAUUCAACACUGCAGCAGCCAGGUUUUCCGCCACAACCUAAUUCAACAUCGCAACAACCAGGCUUUCCACCUCAACCCAAUUUAAUAUCACAGCAACCAGGUUUUCCACCUCAACCCAAUUCAACUUUGCAGCAGCCAGGUUUUCCAAAACAACCUAAUUCAAUAUUGCAGCAGCCAGGCUUUCCACCUCAACCAAAUUCAACUUUGCAGCAGCCAGGUUUCCCCCCACAACCUAAUUCAACACCACGGCAACCAGGUUUUCCACCACAACCUAAUUUGACACCACAGCAAUCAGGCUUUCCCCUUCAACCCGAUUCAACACCGCAGCAGCCUAAAAUUCUACCACAACCUAAUUCCAUACCGCAGCAGCCAGGUUUUCCUCAACGACCAAAUUCAACUUUGCAGCAGCCAGGUUUUCCACCACAACCUAAUUCAAUAUCGCAGCAGCCAGGCUUUCCACCUCAACCCAAUUCAACUUUGCAGCAGCCAGGUUUUCCACCACAACCUAAUUCAAUAUCGCAGCAGCCAGGCUUUCCACCUCAACCCAAUUCAACUUUGCAGCAACCAGGUUUCCCACCACAACCUAAUUCAACAUCACAGCAGCCAGGUUUUUCACCACAACAGCCAGGUUUUCCACCACAACCUAAUUUAACACUACAGCAGCCAGGAUUUCCACCACAACCUAAUUCAACACUACAGAAGCCAGGAUUUCAACAACAACCCAAUUUAGUAUCACAACAAUCAGGUUUUUCACCUCAACAGCAACAAGGCUUUUCUCUUCAGCCAGGAAGUUUACCAUCUCAACAAAUGGGUUUUCCUUCUCAGACAGGUAAUUUGCCACCACGACAAGCAGGUUACCCACCUCAACAGCCAGGCUUAACAUCUCAACCAGCUCAACAACCUGGAUAUUCACAGCAACAUAAUGGUUUUCAUCCUCAGCAACCUAAUUAUCCACCUCAACAAUCUGGUUAUCCACCUCAACAACCUGGGUAUCCUCCUCAACAACUUGGUUUUAAUCAAGGUACACCAGCUUAUAUGGGUCAGCCAGCUCCAAGUAGGAGAUUAGAUCCUGAUCAAAUGCCAAGUCCAGUACAAGUUAUACAAGAUGACCAACAAAGUAAAAGUGGUUUAUUUUUAACUAAUCAAAGAGGUCUAGUACCCCCUUUAGUUACUACAGAUUUCACUGUGCAAGAUUCUGGUAAUGCAUCACCUAGAUUAAUAAGAUCAACUAUGUAUUGUGUACCUACUACAACAGACAUUAUGAAACAGACUUCUGUACCAUUUGGAUUAGUUAUCAGUCCAUUAGCAAAAAUAAAACCCGAUGAGUAUCCUUUGCCUAUUAUAAAUACUGGUGAAAUUGGACCAGUUAGAUGUAAGAGGUGUAAAGCUUACAUGAGUCCAUUUAUGCAGUUCAUUGAUGGUGGAAAACACUUUACUUGCCUUUUAUGUAAAGCUACAACAGAAGUACCAGUUGAAUAUUUUCAACAUUUGGAUCAUACUGGUCAACGGCUUGACCGUUCUGAAAGGCCUGAAUUAUGUUUUGGCUCAUAUGAAUUUAUUGUUCCAAAAGAAUAUUGUAGGAAAGAAAUUCAACCAAAACCUCCUGCAUAUAUAUUUGUAAUAGAUGUUUCUUAUAAUAAUAUUAAAUCUGGACUUGUUCGGCUCAUAUGUGCUUUCAUGAAAGAGCUAUUAACUCAAUUACCAACUGAGUUGGGAAAUGAAAAAAGUAAAAUACGUGUUGGUUUUAUAACUUAUGAUACAACUGUUCAUUUUUACAAUAUUAAGGAGACAUUAGCUGUUCCUCAAAUGAUGAUUGUCGGUGACACUUCUGAAGUAUUUAUGCCAUUGUUGGAUGGGUUCUUAUGUGAUCCAGAACAAUCAUCUCAAGUUAUUGAUGUACUUAUGGAACAAAUUCCCACUCAGUUUAAUGAAACAAGGACUACUGAAACUAUUCUUUUACCAGCAAUAAAAGCAGGAAUGGAGGCAUUGAAGAAUGCAGAUUGUUGUGGUAAAUUAUUUGUAUUCCAUUCAUCUUUGCCAAUAGCAGAAGCUCCAGGUAAACUUAAGAAUCGCGAAGAUCGAAAACUACUUGCCACUGAUAAAGAAAAAACUAUUCUGAAUCCACAAACUAAUGUGUAUAAAGAAUUGGGAGAAGAGUGUGUUCAAGUUGGAUGCAGUGUUGAUUUAUUUAUCACUAAUAACUCUUAUAUUGAUUUACCUACAAUUGGUCAAAUUUCUAAAAUUAGUGGAGGUGAAAUUUUUAAAUACACAUAUUUCCAAGCUGAAGUAGAUGGUCAACGGUUCUUAUCUGAUUUAAAACAUGAUAUUAGCCGACCAACUGUUUUUGAUGCUGUAAUGCGAGUACGAACAUCUACUGGUACUCGUCCUACUGAUUUUUAUGGGCAUUUUUUUAUGUCAAAUUCUACCGAUGUUGAAUUAGCUGCUAUUGAUUGUGAUAAGGCUAUUGCAAUUGAAGUGAAACACGAUGAUAAGCUUGAUGAACAAGAUGGAGUAUUGGUACAAACAGCCAUGUUAUACACAUCUUGUAGUGGUCAAAGACGUGUGCGUAUAUUAAAUCUAUCAUUACGUUCUAGUGGACAAAUGGGUGAAUUAUAUCGUAGCUGUGACUUAGAUACAAUAAUGAAUUUCUUUGGAAAACAAGUUAUGUACAAAAUAUUGGAAAGUUCUGGACGACAAGUAAAGGACGCAAUUACUAAUAAGACUGCUCAAAUAUUAGCUACUUAUAGAAAGCAUUGUGCAUCACCAUCUUCAGCUGGUCAACUUAUAUUGCCUGAAUGCAUGAAACUUAUGCCUCUAUAUGUUAAUUGUUUGAUUAAAUGUGAUGCAAUGUCUGGUGGUCCUGAUAUGACAGUUGAUGAUCGUUGGUUUAACAUGCAUCUUGUUAUCACUGCGGAUAUACCUACAACAUUGGGUUAUUUCUAUCCACGCCUGAUUCCUAUUCAUACACUUGCUGAUGAAAAACUAUUGGAUGAUGUUUCAAUACCAGAUCAAUUGAGGUGCUCUUUUGAGAAGUUUGCAGAAAAUGGAGCUUAUAUUUUGGAAAAUGGAGUUUAUAUGUUUUUGUGGCUUGGUAUGGGUCUAAGUCAAACAUUCUUGUCAGACGUGUUUGGUGUUCAGAACAUAACGUAUGUUGAUACUGAACAUUCUGCUAUUCCCGUGUUGGAUAAUCCACUCAACAAAGCUGUUCGUCAAGUGUUGUCUAAAAUUCAAAAAGAACGAAGUCACACUAUGCGACUUUCAAUUAUACGCCAGAAAGAUAAAAUCGAAACUGUUAUGAGACAUUUCUUAGUUGAAGAUCAUGGCAUUGACAAUAGUUCAUCUUAUGUAGAAUUUCUGUGUCACAUGCAUAAGGAAAUUCGCAAUUUGCUCAGUUAGCACACACAAAAAUGGUAAUUGGUAGGGGUCAAUGUGGGAUUAACACCAAUACAAUUACUUGAAUUACUAUAUGAUUACUUAUUGUUUUGUCUAUACUGCACGAUUGUUAUGUUACAUUUGUAAUUUUUAAUGAUGUAUACACAGUCAUAGAAAUAUCUGUUGUUAUUAUAUUUAUUAUAUUAUUUUUUGAUUUUAUUAUGAUUAUAUUUGAAAUUCUGCCGUUUU